AUGUGUGUCUUAAAUGAGAAAAGAAAGAACAAUGGUGAAACUCGUGGAACUUCCUCUAAGAAGACCCCUGUUACUCAAUCCCGAAAGCCCACUGCUCAGCCCUCUUCGUCGCCUCCUACGUCUGUGUCAACGAUGCCUCCACCUGCUCCAGCACCGGCGACAUUUGUUGGGAGAACUACCAAAUCCAAGGUGCGCAAGAGGGUGAUCUCUCUCUCGCUCUAUACUGAACACCCCAUGGUGUUUCCAGAUAUCUCGGCUGAUAUUGUCGAUGAUGCACCACCAUCUGAAGUGGUGGUGCCCUCUCGAGCCAAGAACCAAUCUACUUUUCUGAUUGAACUAUCUCUGGCGGCUAGGGAAAAAUCCAAGUCUGUUUCAUCUUCUUCCAAAGCAGCUGCUGUUGGGUUACUCAAGUUGCCCAUGAAGCUGAGCCGGUCCAAGAAGAACACUUUGGCUCCAAAAAGAAAGUUGGUGUUGGGCUCUUCUUCACCCCCCUUGACUGCAGCAAAGAAUAGAUUGAAGGCUCAUCCCCCUUCUUCAUCUUCCUCUGAAUCUGAACCUGAGGAAGAGAAAUAUGAGUCUGAAGAAGUCCAUGAUAUCACCAUAUCUGAUGAAUCUGUUCCUGACAAUGCUGAAUCAGAGGCUGAGUCUGGUGAGCCAGAACAAGAAGACAUUGUCCCUACUGAAGAAGAAGACGAAUCUGACAUAGAUCCAGUUGCAACUCCAUUGUCGUCCAAGGCUAAAGGCAAGAGACCUAUCUCUAAUUCUGCAACAUCUCAAGGACUCUCAGGUGUUAAUUUCAAACCUCAUUCUCCUACUUUUUGUUAUAAUGAUAAUACUCGUGAUAUGGUUCUCUAUUCUCAAAGGAAAAUUCUCAUUGAGAAAAAUUAUGUCUUGAGUGAUCAUUGUCCUUAUGUGUAUGUUAGGGGUCAUUGGUUCUCUUUUUCUCCACAAGAUAUUGCAAAGGCUUUGCAUCUUCCUCUUGAUGUUGAGGAUGAUGAUGAUCUUGACUCUCUUGACAAGGAUGAGGUCAUCACUGAACUAGUGGGACAAAAAAUGGUAUGGCCACCUAAUACAGUCAUCUCGGUUACCAAUCUCACCUACACUUAUGCUGUUCUUCAUAAGUUUGCCACAAUGAAUUGGAAACCGACAUCUCAUACCGCAACUAUCUCAUUUGACAUGGCUUCCUUUUUGUACAAAGUGGGGACCAGAAUUGGUGUAGACUUGGCCAUGUUUAUCUAUGAUCAAAUCAUUGGAUUUCGAAAAGAUCUCAAGCGAGAUCAAGAAGAUUUGGUGGCUCCCACUACUGCUACUUCCUACAAAGCAUCUGCUCCAACUACUGAAGCUGCUGAUGCUCCAUCAUCCAAGAAAGCCAAGCCUCAAUCCCUGAAUUUUUCCCCAGAUGACAUUCAUCCUGAAUCCUCAUCUGUUCCCAUAGAUUCAGGAACUGUUGCUGCAGAACUAGCUGCUGUUCGAGCCUCUCUUGAUUCUUUGAUUGCUCAAGUGAUGACAUUUGAAGGACUGCAACAUUCUGUUUUUGAUGCUAUUAAAGCUUUGUCCAAGGAUCUAGCGGUUUAG
Molecule: messenger RNA, 1575 nt
Organism: Humulus lupulus (European hop)
Lineage: Eukaryota; Viridiplantae; Streptophyta; Magnoliopsida; Rosales; Cannabaceae
Exons: 4
Coding region: 1-1575 (524 amino acids)
Source: RefSeq, a predicted model, not a curated record